Penicillium canariense is the source of this 1590-nucleotide messenger RNA. RefSeq lists its product as uncharacterized. Bases 1 to 1590 code for a protein of 529 amino acids. The record is from RefSeq and is a predicted model, not a curated record. Lineage: Eukaryota; Fungi; Ascomycota; Eurotiomycetes; Eurotiales; Aspergillaceae. Gene Ontology annotation, molecular function: DNA-binding transcription factor activity, RNA polymerase II-specific. The transcript has a single exon. Gene Ontology annotation, biological process: regulation of transcription by RNA polymerase II.
AUGCACAGUUGUCGAUAUCAGGGCCUUCGGAGUGACCUCAACUCAUCCGAGGAGCAGGACUUGACAGAUGGGUCAAUUCCUGCCUUGCACUCCCCGUUGACGCGACCCGGUAUUCUUAUUUCACACACGGACGAGCCACUUCCACUUUCGAGAGAUCACCUCCCCGUUCCUGAUUCUACGCCUAAUAGCUCUUCGCCAAGUUCACUAUCUUAUUACUCUCCAAGUGUUAACAGAAGUGGAGAUUUGGGACUGGAUUCGUGUUCUCCUGGGAUCCUCGAUGCGACAGAACUCGAUCUCUUGAGCCACUAUCUCACGCAUACUAGCCAAAUUAUACCUUUCGACAAUCUCGAUCUCUACGCCCUUUCCGUAGGAAUGCCAAAUCUGGCGUUCAACAGCAAGCCCGUUAUGUCUUCAUUGAUAGCCUUGGCAGCAGCAUGCAAGACUCAUGAUAUAGUCAAGCAAGCCCAGAUGUCUCUGGACGGUCAAACCCUGAUGGAGGUCCGGGAACUACUUGUACUUGCAGAAUGUCAUCACGGGGCAUCCCUCCAGCACAUACAACAAGCAGUGCUGAGCUCUGAUUGGUAUGAUAACAUUCUCGCGAAUGCGGCGUUGAUGGUCUUGUACGCCUCUGCAAGCCAUUCCAUCCGAGUACGCCUCGCGGCGAUCGCAAAACGCAGCGGCCAGCAGCUCCCAAAUGAUGUGCUUCCGCAGCACUCACAAUGGAUCUCCUUCACACGCGCAGCUCAUACAGCAAGCACCGCAGUCCUCAAAGGCAUCUUCGACGCUAAUAGACAUCGAUCUGCCACCAUCAGCCCACCUAUGUUUAUACCACCCGAAUUACCAGAGAAGUUACUAACGCCACAGAACGGCCCGUCUGAUAAAAUCGGCCGUCUCUUUCUCCCUUUAGUCGCAUCUACAUACGGUCGAGCCUUUGAGAAUCUACGCAGGAAAAUUGAAAGUACUGCAGCUUGUUUUGAAGGAAGAGAGAUACCUGCUCUCCGCCAGCUAGAGCUCGACGCUUGUUCGAAGACUUUACUUUUUCUUGAGGAAUGUGCAUCCGCCAGCCUAUCUACAAGAGAGGUUCCGGUGGAGGCGGAGGUCUCCGGAAAUCAACCCAUCCUAUUUGAUGAAUUUUUUAAAGUCUCGCCAUGGCUUGGAAGGUACAUGGUCAGUGUCACAUCAAUAACAUCACCAAGGGCACUUCGACGAACAAUCAUGUCCUUUUUGAACAAAGCGCCAGCAGAGUUCCUCAGCCUCAUCCAGUCCGUGCUAGAUUCAUCAUUUGCCGAAGUGAGUGCCGAAUCUUGGAUGGCACGGGGCUCACCCAGCCGUGAGAUACCGUCACUCCGUGCUACACAGCUACUAGCCCUGGACAUCUUUGCUCAUUGGUUGGUUCUUGUCAUGUUACUAGAUGGCGUAUGGUGGAUUGGCGAUAUUGGACAGUGGGAACUGGGUCAGGUGGUGUGUUUGAUGAAAAGCAAGGGCCUUCUUCAUCUGUCGGGUGGGACUGGCGAAACAUGGUGGCCCGAAAGCAUGUACUCGGUCAACAUGGAGCUCACCCCCAAUGUCGACCCUGCAGGAUGGGGGUGA